Eremomyces bilateralis CBS 781.70 is the source of this 1600-nucleotide messenger RNA. RefSeq lists its product as uncharacterized. Lineage: Eukaryota; Fungi; Ascomycota; Dothideomycetes; Eremomycetales; Eremomycetaceae. The record is from RefSeq and is a predicted model, not a curated record. Gene Ontology annotation, biological process: mitotic sister chromatid cohesion. Gene Ontology annotation, cellular component: chromatin; nucleus. Bases 107 to 1600 code for a protein of 497 amino acids. Gene Ontology annotation, molecular function: protein-lysine-acetyltransferase activity. The transcript has a single exon.
GCACAUCCUGUCUUCGUCACAGUACUUGGCCCCCACCAACGCGGACAUUGAUGCUGUGAUUCUAUACCAGACAUGCACCACGGCUCUCAUCUUAACCACAUCGUCAAUGUUCAGUCAAUCACGCAAACCUCCGCUGCGAACCUACAGCCGGCAGGAUCGCCGCUCUCUUCGCCCUGCCGAACCCCCGUCUCCUUCACCACCCGUACCACCCCCGAAACGGCGCCGCAUCGAUGACUUCUUUGCGAAAACCAGCACACAGUCGGUGUCCAGCCAAACGGUGACCUUGGAGAGCGGUGCGCGAAGUUCCUCGCCAGCUCGAUUGUCUGGAUUAGGUCGCUCGUCAUCACCAGGGAGAAAGUUCGCCUCGUCCCCCCCAUCAAGUCCUCCGCCCCGAGCUGCGACCCUCGCGCCCGCAAACGCCCCGCAAGAAAUGGGCGAGCUGGCCGCAAUACGAAAUGCGAUACCUUCUCCCACCGCGUUCGUUUCCAAUGAGGCAACGUCGUCCAACGAUCCAAUCCCCGCCCGAGGAAGGACGAAGUCUAGGACGUCCGGAAACAAACUCACCCAACUUACCCUGUCGCUGAGCACAGAAGAUGUGACGCGACUCUGCAAACUCUGUGGGAUGGAAUAUGUGCACACGUCGAAUGAAGACAGUGCGCUGCACAAGCGUUACUGCCGAAAACAUGGCCAGCAAGAGGAGACGGUGGGGGUGGAAGCCAGCAAGGCGUUCGUCGACGAGAUUGCUUCUCACCCGGAUGGAAAGGUCUUAUGGCGAGGGAGGGUUGUCCCGGGAGCCACAUCACAUGGCAAGACCAAGGAUGGCGGAGAGACCGUCAUUGUCGCCGUGCGAAGGAACGACACGCUGACGAUGCGACGGACGGUCCGUCGCGUCCUCGACGUCGUGUCUCGAGAACUAGGCACCGUCCACAUCGACGACGAGCGGUUGUGGGGAACGUUCGAACGGCCCUGUAUGCCACCUCUCAAGACGCAACCCAAGGAACCGCGGCCGGUGGCGCACCGAUCAGAAAAGCUCGACUUGAACGGCGAUUCCGCGCGGAAAAUCGCCGGCCCUAGUAAAGUAGACCGCUACAAAGCCUACCUGUAUCUUCACUUACCCUCCAGCCGCAUCGUCGGCUUCCUCCUCGCCGAACGCAUCACCUCCUGCAUCCACCUCCCAGUGACCAAGACCCUCCCCUCGUCCCUCCCCCCCCCUCGACGGCGCGCCGCCCUCCCAACCCCCCACGAAACCGCGCCGCCGUCACCCGCACAUAAUCCCCGCCGACCACGCCACAGCGCCCAUCUCGGCGUCCUCCUGCUCUACACCUCCCCCCAGUUCCGGCACCGCGCCGUCGCCGCGACGCUGCUACGGACGGCGCGCGAGAACUUCCUGUACGGCAUGGCAGUGCCGAGGGAGAGGGUCGCGUUCAGUCCGCUGACGGAGGCCGGGUGGGGCGUGGCACGGCGAUUUAUGGAGUGCGGACCGGGUGGGUCUGGCGUCGAUGAUAACCAAAGGGCAUCGAUAUCGGAGUCAGCGGAGGAAAAGGACGGGGAGGAGGAAGGGUGGAUAGGCGUGUAUGGAGGGUUUGGGGAGAAUCUGUAA